Oldenlandia corymbosa var. corymbosa is the source of this 765-nucleotide messenger RNA. The record is from the annotation of a GenBank genome assembly. NCBI's taxonomy places the organism in Eukaryota, Viridiplantae, Streptophyta, Magnoliopsida, Gentianales, Rubiaceae.
AUGUGGCAGAAGUUCAACAAACUAGGUGCUGGAUCGUACGGGAAGGUACAUUUAGCCGAUUCUCCGGGUUUUCGGAUUCCUAACAAGGUUGCUGUAAAAUCCGCGGCGCUAGAGAAUUCAGCGAGUUUGAAGAGAGAAGCUUUGUUCUUGAAGAAACUCAAGGGUAAUCCGUACGUUAUUCAGUGUUACGGGGAAGAGGUAAGUCAAGAAGAUAAUGAAGGGAUGGUUUACAAUGUUAUCAUGGAAUAUGCACCUGGUGGUUCACUUAAAGACUUGAUCACAAGUUAUAACAAUGUCAUGCCGGAAACUGUUGUUUCUGGUUACGCUUCCAUGUUGCUAAGAGGGCUUUCUUUCGUUCAUCGGAAAGGAGUGGUUCAUUGCGAUAUUAAACCCGACAAUGUUCUUGUUUUCCCAGCACAAGAUGGCGGUUUGCAUCGUUUAAAAUUGGCUGAUUUCGGGUUAAGUAAGAGGGUGAGUGAGGAGAUCAUGGAAUUUCGAGGAACACCUUAUUACGCCUCACCGGAAUCAAUGCAGUCUGGGAUGCAGGGGACGCCGGCUGACAUCUGGUCAUUUGGAUGCCUAGUAUUGGAGAUGAUGAAUGGCGGGGAACGCAUUUGGAAAGCCGAAGACCGAUGGGAACCUCAGAAACCUGAAUACAUAUCUGAAUGUGGGAAAGAUUUCCUGGGGAAAAUAUUUGUAUCUGUGGAAUAUAGAUGGAGUGCUGACAAGCUUCUCAAUCAUCCAUUCAUUCAACAAAGCAAAUAA